AUGCUGAGUGUUAGCUCUCUAACUUGCUCUCACUUGGUUUCCUCUCUCUGUUUCUCUCUCUAAAAAUGGAUCGUAAAAGCGUGUUUACUGUAGCAUUAAUGUGUGUCAUUGUCGCUGGUGUCGGUGGCCAAGCUCCCACGUCGGCUCCUACUGCUACUCCGGUGACCCCUGAAGCGCCUGUUGCUGCACCAGCUAAGGCUCCUGCAAAACCUAAAUCACCUGCUCCAGUUACCGCUCCUGUAUCUUCACCACCGGCUGCUUCACCUACUAAACAAACCGUGCCAGCUCCGGCUCAGACUCCAUUGGCUACACCACCACCUGCCGCCGCUCCUGUUAGCUCGCCACCUGCCGUCACUCCGGUUAGCUCGCCACCUGCUCCAGUUCCCGUGAGCUCUCCGCCAGCUAAAUCUCCAGCCAAAUCUCCUCCUGCACCUGCACCAGUUACUCCACCAACAAGCUCCCCUCCUGAAACUGCUCCUUCUGUUCCGGUGGUUGCACCUACAGCAGAGGUUCCUGCACCGACUCCAAGCAAAAAGAAGCCGAAGAAGAAGCACACUGCUCCAGCUCCUGCUCCUGAGUUGUCGAGCCCACCUGCUCCACCAACCGAGUCACCUGGACCUAGCGCUGAAGCCAACUCACCUGGACCCUCUGUGGCUGAUGAGAGCGGAGCAGAGACGAUUAAGAGCCUGCAGAAGAUGGUAGGAGGAUUGGCAGCGGGAUUGGCGUUGAUGGCUUUGAUAUUCUAGAGAGAGAGAUGUUUAUCAUGUGACACUGCUACUGCUGCUGCAGCUCCGCCUGCUGUAUCAUUUUAAUCUCCCCCCCCCCCCCCCCCCCCCAUGUUCUCUUAUUUAGCACGGGACCCACAUUUGAUAUAUUUUUUAUUUUAUUUUACCAUUGUUUGGUAUAAAUUAUUAUUAUUGUGAUUUUAGCGGACAGUGGUUUGUUGAUUUCUGCCUGGGGAUAACCACAUUUGCUUUGUAUUCAGUAUUCUUUGAGAGUUCGUGGGGAAACUCUGUAUUUUUGUAGUUUUCUUUCUAUUCAUCACUGUCAUUUUGGAUUCUUCUA
Messenger RNA from Manihot esculenta (cassava), 1065 nucleotides. Its product is annotated as lysine-rich arabinogalactan protein 18. NCBI's taxonomy places the organism in Eukaryota, Viridiplantae, Streptophyta, Magnoliopsida, Malpighiales, Euphorbiaceae. The transcript has 2 exons. The record is from RefSeq and is a predicted model, not a curated record. Gene Ontology annotation, cellular component: plasma membrane. The coding region runs from base 66 to 746 and encodes 226 amino acids.